This is a messenger RNA of Labeo rohita (rohu), 5398 nucleotides long. It is a transcript of the gene inpp5jb, whose product is annotated as inositol polyphosphate-5-phosphatase Jb. The transcript is spliced from 13 exons. Gene Ontology annotation, cellular component: plasma membrane; ruffle; cytoplasm. The coding region runs from base 443 to 2524 and encodes 693 amino acids. Gene Ontology annotation, molecular function: phosphatidylinositol-3,4,5-trisphosphate 5-phosphatase activity; phosphatidylinositol-4,5-bisphosphate 5-phosphatase activity. Lineage: Eukaryota; Metazoa; Chordata; Actinopteri; Cypriniformes; Cyprinidae. The record is from RefSeq and is a predicted model, not a curated record. Gene Ontology annotation, biological process: negative regulation of peptidyl-serine phosphorylation; phosphatidylinositol dephosphorylation.
GCUCUGCUGCAAUAAGCGGACGAAGCGCGAGCAGCAGAUCUGAAGGACAGCAGUGACCGUUCGCGUCUGUCAUUGACAGCAUGCGCUGCGGUUUGCUCGGCGAAACCAAUUCACGUCGAAGAACAUCCCCAGAUGAAAGGCACUUGCCUUCGGCGACCCAUUUUCUCCUUUCGCUAAACCUCAAGGUCCUUCGCCGUUAAUGUAACAGGAAGAACGGGCGCUGAUGUGACACAUUGGAUCUGCCUAUUGGGUGAACGCGCUUUCACAUUUAUCAGCUCGGACAGUAUUGUCGCGUAAUAAUGAGCUUUUUUGAUGUCUGCGAAGCUGACUGAACACGAAUAUUUGUAUCUGUAAGUCUGGUUUCCAGCGGUGCACAUCAGAUUUCCUGUCAACAUACCACCAAUUUUCUUUAGUCUGUCUUGAUCGAGGAAAUUGGAUAAGGAUGGAACCAGAGCAGCAAAUUCAAAGCCAGUGCAAGACUAAUGAUCUGGCAUCAUCUGCGCAACCAAAAGGACCAGCAGAAACGUCUUCUUCCUCCACAUUUUCUCCUGCCCCUUCUACACCACCGACGGCUCCAGCCAGGCCCCGCCGGCCUCAGAGGAGCCCGCGAGUGGAAGGAUCUAUCGACGUAUCGGAGCCCAAGCCUCCAGAAUCUCCUAAACUGCAGCAGCUAAGCAGCCAUGCUGAACCGUCCGAGCCCGACAGCUCCAAACACCCCUCAGAACCUCAAUCUCAACUCACUGUUGACCAUGGAGCUCCACGUUUGACUGAACAGAAAUUUUCAGGACAUACUGCAGUGUCUCGGAGCCACAUUGCAAUGAGGGCCGCCUCGCUUCCUCAGGCCCCGUCAUACAGACCACCACCUACAGAUCCCGCUCUUCACCCGCAGAGGGCCCUAUCUGUUGCUGGGACUGCCGACACUCAGCCGCAGGUGGUGGAGGAUUUCAGGGUGCACAUUAUCACGUGGAACGUGGGCUCAGCCAUGCCUCCUGAAGACAUCACUUCACUGCUGGGGCUGAAUGUCGGUGAUGGGAACACAGACAUGUAUAUUAUAGGCUUACAGGAAGUGAACUCUAUGAUCAACAAACGACUCAAAGAUGUUCUUUUCACUGACCAGUGGAGCGAAGUCUGCAUGGACGCUCUCAGCCCCUUUGGAUAUGUACUGGUCACAUCUCAGAGGAUGCAGGGAAUGCUGUUGCUGGUCUUCGCCAAGUACUUUCACCUGCCGUUCCUGAGAGGCAUUCAAACGCAGACCACUCGCACCGGCCUCGGCGGGAUCUGGGGGAAUAAAGGAGGCGUUAGCGCUCGCAUGAACGUGUUUGGCCAUUCGAUCUGUUUCUUGAACUGUCAUCUGCCCGCACACAUGGAGAACUCAGACCAGCGCAUGGAGGACUUCGAAAGCAUCCUGCAGCAGCAGCAGUUUGAAGGACAAGCUGCUACGGGCGUCCUGGAUCACGAUGUGGUUUUCUGGUUUGGAGACCUGAACUUCCGAAUCGAGGACCUUGAUAUGCAAGUUGUGAAAGCAGCCAUUGACAAUAACAAACUGUCCACAUUAUGGGAAAAAGACCAGCUGAACAUGGCUAAAGACAGUGAGACGGUGCUUGAAGGCUUCCACGAGGGGCCGCUUAAAUUCCCUCCUACGUAUAAGUUUGAUGUGGGUACAGACACGUACGAUACCAGUGGUAAGAAGCGUAAGCCAGCGUGGACUGAUCGUAUUCUUUGGCGGAUGAGGCCGAUGGCUCAGGUCAGCAACAGCAUGUCGAAGCGCAGCUCACUGUCGGGUCUAACCAGCGGAACCCGUGUGUCGCAGCAUUUUUACCGCAGUCACAUGGAGUACACCGUCAGUGACCACAAGCCCGUCUCCUCUAUUUUCACUCUGCAGUUCCCAUAUAAGGUGGACAUGCCUUUGGUAACAAUCUUUGUAGAGGAUGAAUGGAGAGAAAUAUCAGAUGCUGUGGCCAAAUUCAAAGUGGCACCCAGCUUCGCUCGAAGCUCAUGGGACUGGAUUGGGCUUUAUAAGGUUGGUUUUAAACAUCAUAAAGACUAUGUGAGUUACGUUUGGGCCAAGCAGGAAGAGUCUGAUUUCCUGAGACAGGAGCACCAAGUGAAUUUUACAGAGGAAGAAUUGCCAAAGGAUACUGGGGACUUCAUACUGGGUUAUUAUAGCAACAAUAUGAGCUCCAUUGUGGGCGUCACCGAGCCAUUCCAGAUUCAACUGCCAGCGUCCACCGCAGCUGGUCUGAGUCCGUCUGACAGCUCCGACUUCACGUCUGAUGAUGAGGUGAAGAAGAGCGACUCCUAUGACUCCAGCCCUGAGACUGAAGAGCAGCAGAGCAGCAGCUGGAGCUCCAGACGAGCCAAAGGGCCGAAGGCGAACCCCAACGAACCGCACUCCAAAGACACCGCUGCACAUUCCAGUUCCAGCAGACCGGCCGGUGGGAUCGGUGGCUCCUCCGAUGAUCCCGUCGCUACGGAUGACAGCUAUAACUCAGGAAAAGAUGCAACCAAGCCAGAGGAACCUUAGCUAAGCACAGCACCUUCUCUGGAGGAAGAUAUCAGCUCGAGGCUGGCAUCGCAGGUUUCUGCUGGGUCUGUGAUGUCGUUGUACAUUUACUGUCCUGUGAUGUUGUUUGGAGAUGUUGUCUUAUAUGUUGCAGGGCAGAAGUAAGCGUUUAGUAUGUGGCGCCCUCCAGCAAACACAAGAGGGCAGACUGAGUUGUUUGUGUCUGUUCUGUGUAGUCAUUCUAUUCAUAUUCUUCUUCUCCUGUUCCUCUUUAAAUGCACAAGACUAAACCUGAAACACUAAGAAACAAUCUUAUACAUGCACAAUAUUAAUUGAUGAAUAUGGAUUUUUUUUCCAGAAUCAACCAGGGUUUAACGCACAACAGAUCAACAUUUCUGGUUCUUUAUAGGAUUUAUUGGAGCAGAUCCUCUUUAAGUUUUCCAGUGCUCUGUUCCAAAGUCUAGUUGAGCUGCCUAUCUAGGCAUCAUAAGCUAUGUUUCCAUCCAGUGAGAUGAAAAAAAGUCACUUCCUGAUAAACUGGUGCCACUAAGAAAAAGGACAUUUUCUGCAGCAGAAAAAAUUACUGUGGGUCUUUUUCCAUUUGUAAUAAACUACUUGUGGCUCAGAGAGUGCAGGCGAAAUGCGUUAAUUAUGGUGUUGUUAUAUUGCAUUUGGAGGAGGAUGCCUGCUGUCUGGGACAGUAAGACAGUUCUGGGAAUUUCUCUGCAUCUGCACUUUCAUGACAAACUUUGGUUCAGGCAUUUCAGAAUGACCAAAACAUCAUUUCAGAUGCUGUGCAUGCGAUCGAUUUGCUGGUUAAUGCAGUUAUGUCAUCCCAUCGCGCAAAGUCACAUUUAAAUGUGCUUCAUCAAAAAAUGUAUUUGUUAAAUGCAUUUCCAUUGUAGUUUCUGCACGUUUUCUUACUGGAUAAAAAACUUACCCCCUAAGUUUUUAUGCAUAUUUUUAGAGUUUAUGCGCAUCUUGGCGCAUCAUAUCCAUCCUGCGUUUUUUACGCAAUAUCCCAAAAUGCGCAUAAAAAUAGGUGGAUGGAGACAUAGCUAUGGAUGUGCUCCAGACUCCCAGAUUUGAUGCUUUCUGGUAAGAUUUUUCUGGAAGAUUCUGGUAAGAGGUUUUUGGAAAAGCAUCACACCCCUCAAGGAUAGAGCAAUCCCAGAAUGCACUGUGAGAAAUAGCUCCAUCUUAUUGACUAUUUCACGCAAUAUUUAUGUGUGUUACAUCAGACUCUGAGGUAAUCAACAGCAAGCAUUAGUCAGGUUGCUCAUGGGAAGUGGUGCAUUAAGAGACUUAGGAACCUGCCUUGUUAGGUAUACAGCAGAGAGUGAAGCAGUUCACUAGGAUUUGGAGCAGAGCUCGUGACUUCACAGUGUCAUAGAAGAUGUCAGGAAUACUCUUCUAAUGGUUACAUGCUGUCGUCAGCACCUUAUUAUGACAGUGAAGGGUGUUGGAUAACAUUCACAUGCUCUGAAAAUGCAAAUAUUUAUUCUCCUCAGGUUCUUGACAGGCAGACACACAUAAAGGGAUGACUCUUAGCUAACGAAGUACUCGGUAAAGUACAGUUUGUAUAUUUAUUCAUGUUGAUUACCGUCUUAACCAGCUGUUAGCGUUUUACAAUAUUAUAGGACAAUGAUGAAAUCUCUUGCUCUCAAAGUUGUGACUGCUGUGCCGUCAUGUUCCUGUGGUAAAUGUUCGAGAAAAUUAUUUAAAGCAAUGUCCAGCUCCUUGACCUGCUAGUUUAAAGUCACCAUGAAACACACUUCACAAACCAAUGUAUUUUAGAAUGAAACAGGAUAGUCAGUGAAGGAAAUACAGAGCGUUAUUGGCUGGUGCUUUGUGACUUAUAACCAAAUAACAAAUGUAUAGCAGAGGCAGAAUUAGUACACUUUUAUGGAAGAAUAUAACGACAACGCUCACCAUGACUCCUGUACUGUAAGGGCCGCUUCAGACAAAAUAUGUGUUUGUGUUCAAAAAAUGGUGUACAGACGCAUUUUUGGGUGCCAUGUUUAUAUGGAAGAUACUACAGCGGAAUGCAAAACUGUCUUUUGUGUGAACGGCUCCUUGCGGUGCGUUCAUACUAACUUUGUGUUGCGUUUGAAUGGAAGAAUAUGAAGAUUAUUCUUAUUUAAAUGUAACGUUCACCAGUGACUCCUACACAAUAAGGGCCUGUUCACACAGAAUGCAUUUUUGCGCUUAAAAAUGUGAGACACGGCAGUAUAAUGAAGAAAAAGUCCUGGAGACGUGUUUUUAUAAUGCGGUGUCAUUAGUGAGACACUCCAAAAGAUGGUCAAAAAGAUCCAUUUGGUGCAUCUUUGUAGUGAAAAAAAUUGAAAUUGCAUUCAGAUUAGCUUUUUAUUACACUUCGGGCCAGUUUUACCAAACAGAGCAAAUAGCAUUAGAGCGUAAUUCCAUAAAAGUACUGAUGGGAGGGUAAAAUUCUGUGUGUGAUUUACUGACAAUGCGCAAGUUAAAGAACACAGAGACAGCCAGAUCAUUUCCGUAAUGACCGGCACAAUCUACCAAAGAGCAGUGCAAAUUACCACCUGCUUUAAGACAUGCUUUUUUGGGUGUUAAAUAAUGGCACAAACCAGUAAUUUAACGAUCACAAAUGUUAGUAAAAUGCAUUGCGUGAUUCAUUUUAAUACUCACGUAUACAUUUUGCAUCUGUAAGGGAAACGCCUACAAAUACAUAUUCAGUAAGGUCAGGUGCAAAAAUAACUGUGUCCAUGCCUUUUCAGCAAUUCAGUAAAAGACAAACAUUUAUUAAAUGUGAAGUUGACCAGUGACUCCUGCACUAUGAUUGUCAGUUCACACAGAAUGUGUUUUUGCAUUUUAAAUGCGAGACACAGGGCAUUGCAAAUGGAAUUAAAAAAACACAAA